This is a messenger RNA of Aspergillus heteromorphus CBS 117.55, 3270 nucleotides long. RefSeq names its product DNA ligase (ATP) DNL4. Lineage: Eukaryota; Fungi; Ascomycota; Eurotiomycetes; Eurotiales; Aspergillaceae. The record is from RefSeq and is a predicted model, not a curated record. Gene Ontology annotation, molecular function: ATP binding; DNA binding; DNA ligase (ATP) activity. Gene Ontology annotation, biological process: nucleotide-excision repair, DNA gap filling; DNA biosynthetic process; double-strand break repair via nonhomologous end joining. The transcript is spliced from 5 exons. Gene Ontology annotation, cellular component: DNA ligase IV complex. The coding region runs from base 1 to 3069 and encodes 1022 amino acids.
AUGGACUCCGACGAGAUCAUGGACCCUGAAGAGUCCCUCAACCAACGCCCCGACCACGACGAAAUGGACCUCGACGAGAAAUACCCCAACCGCCCUCUCAACCGCUCCCCCACCCUCCCCUUCCACGACCUCUACCAAACCCUCUUCAACCCCCUCAGCGAGAUCAAAAAGGCACCCCCGGGCGCCUCCUCCAACCCCGCGCGCCGCAAAGCCGGACCGCACGGCCAAUCCGCCGCAGCGCUCAACCCGUUCGAACGCCGCCGCGACGUGAUCGAGCGAUUCAUCUCGCGAUGGCGCAAGACCGUCGGCGACGACAUCUACCCGGCCUUCCGGCUAAUCCUGCCGGACAAGGACCGCGACCGAGCGAUGUACGGCCUCAAAGAGAAAGCGAUCGGCAAGAUGCUAGUGAAGAUCAUGAAGAUCGACAAGAACUCCGAGGACGGGCUGGGGUUGCUAAACUGGAAGCUGCCGGGGCAGACGGCCUCGGGGGCGGGGGCGGGGUUCGUGGCGGGGGACUUUGCGCGACGCUGCUACGAUGUUAUUUCCAAGCGUCCGAUGAGGACCCAGGUCGGCGAUAUGUUGAUUGAGGAGGUCAAUGAGAGGUUGGAUCGGCUGGCUGCGGCGUCUAAGGAGGAGCAGCAGUUGGUCAUCCUGGAGGAGUUUUACCGCCGCAUGUGUCCCGAGGAGAUGUUGUGGUUGAUUCGCAUUAUACUGAGGCAGAUGAAGGUGGGGGCUACGGAAAGGACGUUUUUCGAUGUUUGGCAUCCCGAUGCUGAGGGCCUGUAUAGUAUUUCGAGUAGUCUGAGGCGCGUGUGUUGGGAGUUGCAUGAUCCGAAUGUGAGGCUGGAGGCGGAGAAUAGGGGCAUUGCCUUGAUGCAGUGCUUUCAGCCCCAGCUGGCCCAGUUUCAGAUGCAUUCCCUGGAUCGUAUGAUCGCGCGUAUGCGCGGCACGGAGGAGGAUAAUGUGUUUUGGAUCGAGGAGAAGUUGGAUGGGGAGCGUAUGCAGUUGCAUAUGGAGUCUGAUGCGUCUGUGGCUGGCGGGAGGAGGUUUCGGUUCUGGUCGCGCAAGGCGAAGGACUAUACCUAUCUUUAUGGGGAGGGGUUGGAGGAUCCGAAUGGGGCUCUGACAAGACAUCUGAAGGAUGCCUUUGCGGAUGGGGUCGACAGUUUGAUUCUGGACGGCGAGAUGGUCGCCUGGAAUCCCGAGCAGGAUGGCCCUGAGCCGUUUGGGACGCUCAAGACUGUUGCGCUGGCCGAGCAGAGGAAUCCCUUCACGGAGGGUUCCCGGCCGCUGUUUCGCGUCUUUGACAUUCUAUACUUGAAUGGUCAUGACUUGACGAGGUACACUCUACGUGAUCGUCGGAAUGCCUUGCAGAAGAGCGUCAAGUCCGUGUACCGUCGGUUCGAGAUCCAUCCCUACGAGGAAGCUACGAGCAAAGCCGAGAUUGAAGCAUCUCUUCGAACAGUGGUUGCGGAAGCGUCCGAGGGACUGGUGCUCAAGAACCCUCGAUCUCCCUACCGUCUGAAUGAACGCCACGAUGACUGGAUGAAAGUGAAACCCGAAUACAUGACCGAGUUCGGGGAGUCGUUGGAUCUCAUCGUCAUCGGCGGAUACUUUGGCAGCGGACAUCGAGGCGGUGUCCUGGCCAGCUUUCUCUGUGGACUGAGGGCCGACGAUGCUACGUCUUCGCAGGGGACGAACGUGACUAAAUGCUACUCGUUCUGCAAAGUAGGAGGCGGCUUCACGGCGGCCGAUUUCGCCAAUAUUCGCCAUCACACCGAUGGCAAGUGGAUGGACUGGAACGCGAAGAAGCCGCCAACGGCGUACAUCGAACUGGCAGGUGGGAAUCUGCAGUACGAGCGUCCGGAUCAAUGGAUCAAGCCGGAGGACUCGGUGGUGCUUUGCGUGAAAGCGGCUUCGGUAUCCGUUAGUGAUCAGUUCCGGAUCGGACUGACUCUGCGCUUUCCCCGGUUUAAGAGGCUGCGCAUGGAUAAGAAUUGGAAGACCGCGCUUUCGGUGCAGGAGUUCCUCGAUCUUAAGUCCAACGUGGAGCAGGGGCAGAAGGAGAAGGAGUUCAAUGUUGAGAACUUCCGCAAGAAACGCGCGAAGACGACCAAGAAGCCUUUGAAGAUUGCAGGGUAUGAUUCGGAUGCAGAGGUUAAGUUUGAUACGCCAUCUGGGCAUAUCUUUGAUGGACUCAACUUUUUCAUUAUGACCGAUUCGCUCAAGCCGAAGAAGUCCAAGGCGGACCUGGAGCAGAUUGUGAAAGCUAAUGGGGGCAAAUUUUACCAGACACACAGGGCAGUGCCGGAUACUAUCUGCAUUGCAGAUAGAGAGAUGGUCAAGCCGGCUUCGCUGAGGAAGAGCGGCCUUGUGGAUAUCAUCCGUCCAUGUUGGAUUCUGGACUGUGUCCGACAGAAUGAGAUUGAUGCGGGCCUUCCGGACUUGCUUCUUCCUAUGGAACCUAGGCACAUGUUUUUCACCACGCCUGAAAAGGAGGACGAGGUUGCAGCCAGCCUUGAUCAGUUCAAGGACAGUUAUUCACGCAAUGUGACGAAAGACGAGCUGAGAGAGGUAUGUGCCAUGUGCCAUGUGCCAUGUGCGACACGCUCCCCCGGUCAGUCGCUGACGAAGAUGAGCGAGGAGCAUGGGUUCGAUGCCUCGCAGCACGGCGACGCUAUCCAAAAGCUCCGAGAAAGCGUGCACGAGCAAGCCGACGCGGGCUGGGAGCUGCCAUGCGGAUGGCUCUUCCAAGGCUUGACCUUCUUUUUCCCCGAGCCGACGGAGCAAGACACGGACCCCGAGGAACCCGCAGACGCUGGCCAAGGCCACCCGCUUCCUUUGGCCCGCCAGACGGCCCUAUUCGCAGGAGCUAGCGUCGUCGAUACGGUCAAGAACCCAUCCAUCACGCAUGUGGUUGUGGAUUCCAACACGCCGUCGUCCGAGAUCAGCUCCUUGCGGAAGACCUGGUCUGCCACGCCGGGCACGAAGAUCCCUCACAUCGUCACGACGGAGUGGAUCAAGGAGAGCUGGACGCAACGGACGCUCCUGGACGAAGAGAGUAAGUGAGAAAGCGCAGCGCGGGAUUGUCUCGUCACCAGUCAACCAUGCAGGGGCUAAUUUGGGUCUUGCACUUUAGGGUUUCAGCCUUCGAGAACAUCCUGAGGUCCUGACGGAGAUAUGGACGGAGCUUCGUCGGGUAUACACGCAUCCCCGGUGCAACCUUGGAUUUCCAAUCCGCCCUCUUUUUUUUUCACUUUCUGAUGCCUC